GGAGGAGGAAAGGAAAGGUGAAUGUGCACUUUAAGUCCGUGGGCAGCUCCAGAAUGCAGCUGCAGGGUUCCAGCCCGUGUCGGGAGGGUUUGCCAGCCGGGCAUCUUUCUGUCCCACAAAAUCCCAUUCGCAGCCCAGCUCAGGUCUGCUCGCUUCUGCCAGUGGUGCAGACCCCGGUGUCCGUCUGUCCCCGAGGGGCUCCCUGGCUCGUCCCGCCGCCCCCCAGACAAGAGGCUGGUGUCGCUGCGACUGGCCGGGUGACAACCCUGCGAGAACCCCUGUAUAACCCAGGACGGGCACUGUCCUCCGGAGCAGCCCGGGUGGUGGCCGAGGCGGGGCCGCUCCGCCCGGGGCCCGUCCCCUCACCCGCUACCGGCACCGGCCCGGGGAGGCGGAGCGGGGGCGGGGCUGCCGGCCCCAUUGGCUGCCGCCCGUGGGGCGAUGUCGGCCCAGGGCGGCGCGGCUGCGGCUCCGGUCCUUGUCCCGGUCCCCGUCCCGGUCCCAGCCCGGCGGUGAUGGAGACGGCGACGGCGGCGAACGGCGGGCCGGUGCGGCGGCGCGGCGGCCCGUGGCGUUCGGCGGCGGCCACGGCGCUGCCCGACUGGCGGCUGCGCUGCGAGGGCGGCCGGCAGCGCUGGCGCUACCUCGGCGACGGGGACGAUGGCGAGGCGGGCGGCGAGCGGCGGGCGCAGACGGCGCUGGAGCAGCACAGCCUCGGGCUGGACACGGGCGAGACGCUGCGGCCCUCGGCGGCGGCCGGCACGGCCCGGGAGGCUGCCCGCAAGGGAAUGCGGUUCUACGCCGCCUUGCAGGCUGAGGACGGGCACUGGGCAGGUGACUACGGCGGGCCGCUCUUCCUCCUGCCAGGUCUCCUCAUCACAUGCCACACUGCCAAGAUCCAGCUGCCCGAGGGGGUUCGGAAAGAGAUGGUGCGCUACCUGCGCUCUGUGCAGCUCCCGGAUGGAGGCUGGGGCUUGCAUGUGGAAGACAAAUCGACUGUGUUUGGCACAGCACUCAACUACGUAGCCCUGAGGAUCUUGGGCCUGGGACCAGACGACCCUGACGUUGUGCGGGCUCGCGUCAACCUGCACAGCAAAGGAGGUGCUGUGGGAAUCCCUUCCUGGGGGAAGUUUUGGCUGGCUGUCUUGAACGUUUACAGCUGGGAAGGAAUGAACACGCUUCUCCCAGAGAUGUGGCUGCUUCCUACAUGGUUCCCAGCCCACCCGUCCCGGCUCUGGUGUCACUGCCGCCAGGUUUACCUCCCCAUGAGCUACUGUUACGCCAUGCGUCUGUCAGCAGAAGAGGACGAGCUCAUACAGAGCUUACGGCAGGAGCUGUACGUGCAAGACUACGCCAGCAUAGACUGGCCAGCCCAGAGGAACAAUGUGGCUGCCAGUGAUGUGUACACCCCGCACAGCUGGCUGCUGGACAUUGCUUAUGGCAUCAUGAAUAUGUACGAAGCCCACCACAGCACCCACCUGCGGCAGCGAGCCAUCACAGAGCUGUAUGACCACAUCAAAGCUGAUGACAGAUUCACCAAGUGCAUCAGCAUUGGGCCGAUUUCCAAGACGAUCAACAUGCUUGUUCGCUGGUUUGUGGAUGGGAAGAACUCCCCAGCUUUUCAGGAGCAUGUUUCCAGGAUCUCUGACUACCUCUGGCUGGGCCUCGACGGCAUGAAGAUGCAGGGCACGAACGGAUCCCAGCUCUGGGAUACUGCCUUUGCCAUCCAAGCCUUCUUGGAGGCAGAAGCCCAGAAGAUGCCUGAAUUCACAUCCUGCCUCCAAAACGCCCAUGAGUUCCUCCGAUUCACCCAGAUCCCAGAGAACCCACCUGACUACCAGAAAUAUUAUCGCCACAUGAACAAGGGUGGCUUCCCCUUCAGCACCCGAGACUGUGGCUGGAUCGUGGCAGACUGCACAGCGGAGGGGCUGAAGUCAGUCAUGCUGCUGCAGGAGAAGUGCCCCUUCAUAGCCAAGCUUGUCCCCCCGGAGCGCCUCUUUGAUGCCGUGAAUGUGUUGCUGAGCAUGAGGAACUCAGAUGGAGGCUUUGCCACAUAUGAAACCAAGCGUGGAGGCCACUUACUGGAGCUGCUGAACCCCUCAGAGGUGUUUGGUGACAUCAUGAUCGACUACACCUACGUGGAGUGCACGUCGGCUGUCAUGCAGGCACUGAGACACUUCCACAAGGAGUUCCCUGAGCACAGAGCCCCAGAGAUCAGGGAGACUCUGCAGAAGGGCCUGGACUUUUGUCGUAAGAUGCAGCGAGCCGAUGGGUCCUGGGAAGGGAGCUGGGGGGUUUGCUUCACUUACGGCACCUGGUUUGGUCUGGAGGCGUUUGCCUGUAUGCAACACACAUACCACGAUGGGGCUGCGUGCCGAGAGGUGGCCCAGGCCUGCCAGUUCCUCCUCUCCAAGCAGAUGGCAGACGGCGGGUGGGGAGAGGACUUCGAGUCAUGCGAGCAGCGCACGUAUGUGCAGAGUGCCACAUCGCAGAUCCACAACACGUGUUGGGCCCUGCUGGGGCUCAUGGCUGUCAGGUACCCUGAUGUCGAAGUGCUGGAAAGAGGCGUCAAGUUGUUGAUGGAUAAGCAGCUGCCCAACGGGGACUGGCCUCAGGAGAACAUUUCUGGGGUGUUCAACAAGUCGUGUGCCAUCAGUUACACUGCAUACCGCAAUGUCUUCCCCAUCUGGACACUGGGGCGUUUCUGCCAGCUGCAUCCCAACAGCCCCCUUGCUGGGAAACUACAAUCUGGAUCCUCGGCUGGGGUGGAGGAGACCGUGCAGGAGGCCGUGUCUGCCUGAACCCCGCCACAGCAGGUGCCACAGCCUCUGACUUGUCUUGGAUGUCGGCUGCUGUGGGGUGUUUCCUGCAUAGAAUAUGUCAGUGCUGAUCUUAACACAUGGACCACUGCCUCUGCCAGGGAGGAAUGCUGCCAUGGUGCUGCAGAGUCUCUGCUUUCUGUUGAAUCUCUUCUAAAAAUCCACUUUUAAAGGUUUUUCCCAGGUAUAUCCUCCCUGAUGGGACAGGGAGUGAAGUGCCUUUGCAGACCACUUUAGUGAUUUGAGAAAGCUGCCAAGCUGUGUUGUAUUACACAUCUAGACAGACUCUCUCUUGUCCUGAGCAGAGCAAGGCUGCUUUUCUCUUCCCCUCACACUGUCCAGCUUGGCUGUCUGCAGCACAAGGGUGAGAUUUGGGGCCUCCCCUGUGCCCAGAAUCAUGACGAGGUGCACUGCACAAUCCUGCUGUGCUCGGGGUGCCAGCGACUACAUUUGAAGUGCUCUCUGCUCUGGAGCCAGUGCUGGGAGGGGAAGGGCACCUUUUCCCCCUCCACACACAUGGGAAACACGAGUGCUUCACUCAGUUUUCAUACCGUUCUGUCCCGCAGCUGGUGGCACCUGGCAUCCCAGAGCCUCACAGGGGAAAUCACCAGCAUCAUUCUCACUUAGAAAAAUGGGAAACUGAAGCAGAAAGCACUGAGGUGGUGAGUGUUAGGGCACAGCCUGCGUCGCCUUCCCCAGCGGAGCAGCUGCUUCUCUUCAGGCUAUGGCACAGCUGAGCAUCCACAUUCCAGUGUCAGAGGUGGAAGUUGCGUUGACUGGCAGGUUAAUAAAUUACUAAUGGUGUUGCAA
Messenger RNA from Columba livia (rock pigeon), 3629 nucleotides. RefSeq names its product lanosterol synthase (gene LSS). The transcript is spliced from 22 exons. Lineage: Eukaryota; Metazoa; Chordata; Aves; Columbiformes; Columbidae. Gene Ontology annotation, molecular function: lanosterol synthase activity. The record is from RefSeq and is a predicted model, not a curated record. Gene Ontology annotation, biological process: cholesterol biosynthetic process; triterpenoid biosynthetic process. Gene Ontology annotation, cellular component: lipid droplet. Bases 54 to 2801 code for a protein of 915 amino acids.